AUGGGUGACAGAGUGAAAGCGUUAAGAAGAGAAAACGAUGACUUAAAGAGACAACUGAAUGAGCUGAAGAAGGAAUUUCAGUCUAUCAAGUCCAAGAUGGCGGAACAGAAGGAUUGCCACGAAGCGGCAGCUACCGCUGUACCGAACACACAGGAUGUCCAAUUCCUCAGCGACAGCUACGAUGCCCUUGUUAAGUCAGAGUCGAGCUUGUCAAGAGCACUGGAAAUUUUUCUCGUAGGUUGGAUUUAUUGACAGUUAACGUUGACAGAAUUGACAAAGCUAUCUACUACAGUUACCAAUAUAACUUGAAGAUCCUGGGCGUUCCACUCAUCUCGGAAAGCGAAUCUGAAACAAGACACCGCGGAGUUGUGUGUGAAGCUAUUUUCUGGCCUUGGAGUCGAUGUCUCCAUAUCAGAGAUCGACAUUGCCCACAGGGUUCCACAGCGAGAUACUUCAACCGGUAAUGGCAACCGAAGACAACCGAACCCGAUAAGUUUCAAAUGCACUAGAAAGAUGACACGAGACACAGUGCUGGCGUCAAGAGGUAACGCCAGUCGACUAACUACCAAGGACCUGGAUCUCCCGUCCACUGCUGAAAUUAAUCGGAUUGCAAUUUACAGCCACCUCACGCCGAGACUACUAGAGCUGUUACAUUCAGCGAAGGCGCACCAAAACACAUACAACUACAAAUGGUGCUGGGCAAAAGGCGCAGCAAUCUUCCUAGGCAAAACGGAUUCUUCUAUGACGAUCCGUCUGAGGUCGAUUGACAACUUAACUAAGUUAAGAAUGCGUGAACGCCCUGAAGCUUGAUCGGAGAAUCCUUGCAGCUAAGUUAAAACUACUAUUAUGUUUUAUCACAAAAAUCAUACAAAAUAUAUCCGAAAUAUUACUAUGAAAAGCUCAGGCAGGAACAAAACUACAAUGAAAUCCAUUCUAACACAAUGGUUUGUGUAGACCUUGCUCAAGCUUGCCGCGAGCGAUAUUUCCUUCAUCAUGUCACCCAGUUUAUUCACUCCAAUCGGUGAAUUUUCAAACCAUAUUUCGUCGCUAGGGAGAAAAUCAGUAGUUUGAUUAGGAUUGAGGAUUUUUUGAAAUAUUUUACAGGACAAUUUGACAUUCCAGUGCUGAACAUUUUUGGAUCACUUUCGAAGGCUUUUUCCCUUCCACGGCGACCGUGUUGAACCAGUUCACGCGAAGUAAACUUAUGAUUUUGUACGAUUUGGCAUGGACAAGUGCGCUGAAAUUCAAUUCUUGAUAGAAUUUCUUUAACCUCUCAGAGAGAACUUCUGGUGAAAGACUUUCCAAAACCUCACUUGCCAGUUUUAAUAAUUCAGUAUCGACCACAUUUAAAACUAAAAGGAAUUAAAGACAAGUGUUUGAAUUAACCCGGCUAUUACACCACGAUAAUGACGUAAUUACUCCCCUAACAGAAUAACUAGUCGAUAUUUCUCCCCCCAUAGUUUUAAGGAAAUGAAAACGAAGUUUUCAAAAGAUGAGACUAUCUCUAGCUUUUCUGUUUUUCAUAACAACGUAGUCAGCCUUAAUCGGAACCUGGAGAAUCUUCAAACGCAACUUUUGCAUGAAGUAGAUUUUCAUUUUAAUGUUAUCGGAGUUACUGAAACAAAAAUCAUCAAUGCUAAUUUACAAAUGUGCACAGCACAUAUACCUGGCUACGUAUUUGAAUAUGUUCCAACAUCUCUGGCGUCUGGGGGAGUAGGAAUGUUUAUUGAUGAAUCGCUUGAUUAUCGUAUUUUAGAAAAGACCUCUAAUGAAGCUUUUCAUGUAUUGUGGACUGAGUUCUCCUUUGUGAAUAAGAAAAAUGUUAUUUGUGGAAUAUUUUAUAGACAGCAUAACUCACCUGAAAUCUUUCAAUCAUAGUUUGAUGAGACUAUUGAAAAACUUGCGUCCUCUGGGAAACACAUUGUAAUCAUGGGUGACUUCAACAUUGACCUUCUAAAAUGCGCAUCAUCUUCGUAUAGUCACGACUUUUUGUCAUCCCUUCAAAGUUGUUUUCUCUUUCCUUCAAUCGACAAACCAACACGUGUUCGCUCUACCUCCGCCACCCUAGUUGACAACAUCUUUAUUAAUAAUCCUGAUCAAGUUGUGGCUUGUGGAAAUAUAAUCUCUGAUAUAAGUGAUCAUUUUUCGCAAUUCUGUAUUUUGAAAUCUAUAAGGGAUAAAAUUAAGACAAAAAAGUCGAAAGUGCGGGACUUUUCUAGAUUCUCUAGGGACAGUUUUAACGCUGAUCUCUCUAAUGUGGACUGGAAUGCACUCUUAAAUAAAAAACCGUGUGAUGCGGACAAUGUAUUUUCUUCUUUUUAUAACAAGUUUAACAAAUUAAUAAAUAAACAUGCACCUAUGAAAACAAUUUCAAACCGCAAAGCAAAACAACUCUGUAAACCAUGGAUUACCAAAGGUAUAAGAAUCUCCAUUAAAGUUAAAAAUAAGUUAUAUGCAUCUGGUGACACCGCCAAUUAUAAAAUCUAUAGAAACAAAAUUUGUACCUCAACGCGUUUAAGUAAACAGCAAUAAUAUUCUAAAUUUUUUAAUGAUAACUUAACUAAUAUGCAAAAAACGUGGGAGGGAAUAAACAAUGUACUUGCACGUAAAUUGAAGAACACAAAACCUAUUACUUUUAUUAAGGACCCUACUGACAAUGAUUCUGUCACCAGUGACCCAAGUAGAAUAGCCAACGUUCUUAAUGACCAUUUCGCUUCUGUUGGACCUAAACUGGCAAAUAAGUUACCAACCGUUCAGCGUAAAUAUUUUGAUUUUUUUGAACAGAUCUAACUCUCCUGACUCUUCGUUUGCUUUCAACCUAGUUACCCCAGCUGAAGUGGAAUCGGAAAUUUUGCGCAUACCAAUUAACAAAUCUCAUGGUUUAUAUUCAUGUCCUAAUCAACUGUUGAAGUACUCGUCAAAUGUUAUCAGCAGUACACUCGCGGAAAUAAUUAAAUCUUUCUAUUUCGACUGGGAUGUAUCCUACUAAACUAAAAAUGGCAAAAAUUACUCCUAUCUUUAAAGCUGAAGAUGACUCUAACGCAAACAACUAUAGGCCUAUUUCUUUGCUGUCUAACUUUAAUAGGAUCUUCGAAAAAUCGGUCUUCUCUAGAAUGGAAUCUUUCAUCGAGCAAAAUGACAUACUUUCUCCAUCUCAAUAUGGCGUCCGCAAAGCGCACUCAACUCAGCAUGCAAUUCUUGACAUUGUAAGUACCAUUCAGGAAAACAUGGGCAAGCGCUUGUUCUCAUGUGGUAUAUUUAUUGACCUGAAAAAGGCUUUUGAUACAGUCGAUCAUAAAAUUCUUUUGCACAAGUUAGAUCACUAUGGUUUUCUUGGUGUUAUAAAUAAGUGGUCCUCGUCUUACUUAAAAGGUCGAACUCAAACGACGCAAAUUGGUUCCUUUAUAUCUAACAGAAAAAAAUACUACUUGCGGUGUGCCGCAAGGCUCAGUCCUAGGCCCAUUACUCUUCCUAAACUAUGUCAACGACAUCCAAGAAUCCUCUGACAAACUUAAAUUUUUUUUUAUUUGCUAAUGACACGAAUGCCGUAUAUGCUGACAAAAAUCUCAAGUCCCUUGAGUCGACUGUAAAUCAAGAACUCUGCAAGUUGUUCGAUUGGUUAACGGCAAAUAAACUAACUUUGAAUAUUAAAAAAACAAAUUUUGUCAUUUUUAGACCGGCUCAGAGAAAACUUACCUAUCACCCUAAAAUAAUGAUAUUCGACAAUGAUCAAAAUAAGAAUGUGACUCUAGAAUGUAAAGAAUUUGUGAGAUAUCUAGGGAUAAUAAUCAUAUUGUCAUCAUAUUGACCACGUAGCUAUUAGAAUGAGCCGACCUGUAGGAUUGAUCUGUAAACUACGGCAUUUUCUGCCAAGACAUACACUUAUAACUAUUUAUCGAUCCCUUGUUGCUCCUUAUUUAACUUAUGGUUUGACGGCCUGGGGCCAAGCAUAUAAAUCGCACCUUGAAAAGCUUCUCAAGCUUCAAAAGCGAGCUCUUCGCUUUAUCUAUUUUUCUGAGCGAAAUCAGCAUGCAAUUCCUUUAUUUAUUGACGCCGGUGUUUUACCGUUAAAAUUUUUGUAUUAUGAGCAUUUAGCUAACCUCAUGAUUGAAAUGACUCAAUAAUGCUCCUGGAAACAUUCAAGAUCUCUUUUUAAGAUAUUUCUGAUAAUCAUUCUUAUAAUACUCGAUCCUCUGCCUCUAAUAACUUUUACACACAAAGUUCCAGACUGUCAAUUCAAGUGAAUUCAUUUUCUAGAAUCGGAACAAGAAUAUGGAAUGAAAUGCCUGUAUCUUUAAGAAAACUUUCAAAAAAUGCCUUUAAGAGGAAAAUAGAACAAACACUUUUUGAGAUCCUAGCUUCAGAAGACUGUUAUAUUGAUCUCCCACAAAUCGUUCAAAAAGUUAAGCUGAAUUUACUUUCCUCUUAGUUGAUAUGUAAUCAUUAAUAUCGUUUAGUUUAUAAGUAGCCUCUUGUCAUAACUGUUGUCAUUUAUUAUUCGUAAUACCAUUAGUUUAUCAGUAGUCUCUAGUCAUUGUUGUCAAUUUUAGUUUCUUUAGUUCUCUUGUUACUUUUAGCUGUAUUUAGUUUAUUUUCUGUAAACAUGACCCGCCUAGAUUAGCUUAGCUACCCGCGGGCAUGUUAUUGUACUCUUCCUUCAAAACACAAUAAAAUAAAAUGUAUGUAAAAAAUGUAAUGUCAGAACUUUUUUUGUUUAAUUUCUGUGGAUCGCUUCGUAGGCAGAUUUGCCCUUGAAUCAAUUGAUCACUUUUGUGAAAUGUAUAGACAAUGUUUUUAUUGUAGAUUCCGUAUCUUCACUAUAACUUCGUAUUUGGCGAGGGGGGAGGGCGGUCAAUGAUUUCCCUAGACAUUACUGAAUCUGAACGAGAAAUGAGACAAUCCUGCAGUAUGCUGCCUUCUCCCCCCUCCCCCGGUGAAAUAGAGGCCGUGGAUUUAAAGAACUGGUAGCUACGUUAAAUCAAAACAAAACAAACAAAAUUCAAUUUAUCUGCUUUGCAAGUCACGACAUCGAGUGGUCAGAACAAUUUCUGUGGAUAUAGAUGUUUCAGACACAAGUUGUGUAGGGAAAGUACGCCGUCUAUAAAUGUGUAUAAUCACAUUAUGGCUCUUGGUAUAAUCCGAUCGUUCUUUCACAGUUCUCGUCCCCUUAAUUCCUUAGUCCUUGCAGCUUUUUAUGACGUCGCACUCCGAAUUUGUGAAGUCAAAAUGAUGAUCAAGAAACUCCUCAAAAUUUCCAUAGUAUUCCCAUGCUAUGCAGAGUAAUUUUGCUUCAGAGGAUUCCCAUCCACGACAAACGGUCUUACUUGUGUCGUGAAGUAUUUUGAAAGUUACUUUUAAGGUCUAUCUCAUCCUUUAAGUUUCGUUCGGCAUUGCGUGGGUCAAAGUUAGUUUGGAUUUUGUCGGCGUAGGCAUUUUCCUGUUUUGAUCUUUUGCUUUUACUCGUACUUGAUUUUUUGCGUAUAUAUAUUCUUUGCUUGCCAUUAACAGAAGGUAGUUUUUUCACAGGUGGUCGUGUUUGUGAUUCUACAAUAGAGCUGAGCUUGGCUCAUUGGUCCUUCUUGUCAUGCUUGUGUCUUGUUAGAGCUGUAGACGUCAAGAAGUGUAAAAACCCAAAAGUAAGAGGAAGACUCUCGCCAUGAGGGCGAAAGGAAUAAGUGUUUUUAACUUUUAGUAAAAUCAAACCAGUUGGUCAAAAACAUCGAGACAAAACAACUUUAGCUAGCAAAACGCGAUUCAGCCUCCAUUGUUUGGGUUUUCAAAGCCGGCACUUUUCGCUACUAGUGGGCUAUAACAUAUACCCUAGUAGUAGCUCAACAAAUCAAACGGCUAUUGAUAAUAGACCACUAGUUGGAUUUGACUAAAAAGAUUUAACCAGGGCUCAGUAAAAGGGCAGCUCUUGUUAAUAUUUUUAUAGUCUACUUAAACAACAAAUAAAAAUCGUGUGAUGUUAAACGGCGACGGCACAGAGAACGGUAAAAAAAAAAAAAAAAAACAGUGGGACCCAAUGGCUUUUAAAAAUUAGCAAAAAAAAAAAACAGCACCACCGCAUGGAACACAGUUUGUUAUUACACUUGAAAAUCACACAUUGUGCGUGCAACCCACGGAUUGGGCAGCAAAGUUUAUCUAUAACACUUGAAUUAAAAUUGUCGUUCACCACUGAAGAAGCAACAGGCAGCGAGCAAUUACAGGGAAAACCUUGUGGUUUGGGUUGGGCGCAACAAAAACCAAGAGGAGGAGGUGCUAGGUUUUCUGAAAAUGUAAAAAGCUACCUCACAGCAAACUUUGACUUUGGUGAGGACACAGGUAGAAAAGCCGAUCCUACCCAGGUGGGUGAGACAUGCGGGUCGCAAGAAACACUGAUGGAGAACGUAAGUUUCAAAGGAGUGAAUGGUUGUCGAAGAGCCGACUGCAAGGGUUUUUUUCACGGCUUACAGCCAGCAAAAGGCGGAUGAACAAACAAGAAUUGGAGGCUGACGACGAUCAUGAUGACAGCCUUGAUAAAGAUGAAGUGGCAUACCUUGCCGAAAAGAAAAGACACGGAAGUAGAGGAGGUUGUCAGCAAAAUUGGACUUGUUCAUCCUAUAACACAUGAUGGCUGUGACAUGUGCGAGCGCGCAAAAUUGGAUGCGCGCUCUAACUUAACCGUACCUAAACUUGAGCCAUCUGUGUGAACCUAGACCGUCCUUUUAAGGCUAAGGACGUUAUGACCACUUUAAUUAACAAAUUAAAGGAAGCUGUCAAGAAAUGUGAAGGCCACAAGUAGGAAAUUGGCGACAUGACUGAACACUGGAAUUGUACAAAGUCUUUGUUAUGUAGUCGAUUGUGUCCUAAAAAACAUUAUGCUACCCGAGAAUAGUCGAGCCGUGUUUGUAGCAUUUGUAUUUAUUUAUUUGCCACACGAUUACAAUAAUUACAAAAAGAUGCCAAAAAAAUGUAGGAAGAAAUGGCGAGGAGGCCUAAAGGACACUAUAGAGCUUAUGUUAAUUAGGCCUCCUCAAUUACAACUUUUCGAAGAUGGCAUAACAAUUACGGCGACGGAUACAAAAUAAUAUCAGGUGGAAAAUUAAGCUAAUCAAUAUUACAGAAGUUUACAAAUGUUGAAUAUUAAAAGGCAAGAUUUUUGUUGCAGUAUACUAAUCAUUAUUACAAAUAAAUUCCUUAAGUGCUCUUUUAAAGGAAAAAGGUGAGGAAGCUUUAAUGAUGUUGGUGUUUAAGGUAUUGUAAAAUUUAGGUCCUUGAUAAAAAACGGAAAAUUGUUUGGUUCGAGUACGACAGAAAGGCAGACGAUAUUUACGCGAGUUUCUUGUAUUAUACGAAUGAAUUUGACUUUGUAAGGUAAAUUUACAAUGAAAUUUUACAGGUAGAGUAUGGUUUUGGUAGGAGUACAUGAAUAAGUCUAGUUGUAUUAAGUAUAUAUCAUGAAAUUUUAAGAUACCAAGAUUUUGAAAGAUUGGAUCAGUAUGUGCAUCGAAAGUGGUUUUAGCUAUAGUUCUGAUCACUCGUUUCUGUAAAAUCUCAAGACGAAUAAGGUUAGUUCUGUAAGUAGAGGCCCAAACUAAGUUGCAAGGUUUUCGCAGAUAAAUAGAAACUGGAUUUACGAAUAAUUCCUGUGCAUUCAGAAACUUUAUUGACGACAUGUAAGUUGCGUUGCAUUCCUGAGCAAAAAAUGAACAUAUUUGCCUGACGAAAUUUGUACUGUUAGCUAUACAGAACAUUAUUUUUAGAGCGACAUGUCAUUCUAUUCUUCAAGGUUGUUGUCUAUAUAGACUAGAGUUGAACUCACAUAUUGCACAAUUAUGAUUAGUAACCUGGCUGGGUGGGGUAAAAGGUUGGAUGGGUUUUUAAUGGUCUUUUAUAUAUCCCUAGAAUAUACCACUGAAAAAGUCAGAGUGUUCAUUGAGACAAACAUGUAUGGAUAAACCUAAAAGUGCAGCUACACAGAUUGUUACAGGACUUUACAGUUUAUAUGUAGAGUACUUCAACGUGACAUCUUUUAGCCUGCUGAUAUAAACGAUACCAUGCCGUCAAAAAUGGCUUAACCUACAACCUUCCAGGGGUUAAAACGCAUUCUGCACAUUUCAAAGAGAAAAAACGCACUGAGUUAGGCUCUAUUUCCUUUGCAAGAAGAGUAUUUAAUUAGUUGAUCACAGAGAUUUUGGCGUUUUCGGCCCAGGGGAAGAGGUGCUUGGGUUAAUUUUUGUUGGGUAUACCUUAUCAAUCCUUUAGAUAGGUCCGUGACCAAUUUUUUAAAAUGAAUGAAGAACACUUUUUUUUUCUAUCCGUAAAUAUGAAGAACUGUCUUACCUUGCAAAAAUCCGAAAAUGUGCGACCCCAUUUUAGUAACUCCAUUUAAAAUGCGACGCCCAUUAUAGGCAAUCCAGUCGUGAAAAUGGGACCCCGUCCAGCGGCACAUCCCAAUUAGCCUUAUAAGGAAGUGUCCACCCUCCAACGGGGGUUUUCAGUAACACCACAGGUUACGAAGCGACGUGACCAUAACAUUACGUGACAAUCACGCUAUGAUUAGAUUGUGAUAAUAACGUAUAACGUAAGGCUAGCUGGUAAGGCGUCAGUAAAUUUAAUUCAACUGCUGGCUGGCUGAAUAAAUUUCUUUCAUUAAGAACCUAAAAUAAAGGUAAGCUUCUCAUUUGCCGACAAAAGAUAAAGCAGUGUAUACUGGCUUUGUUUCAAAUAAUAGUUGGCAGUCUGAUUAUUACAAUUGUUUGCACCGCGGUGAGUUUCACAUGAAAUGGUGGAAAGAACUAAAAAAUCUACAUUGCUUUUCUUGUAUAUGAUUUGCGUCCGUGGUUUGUCAUCUCUAUUCUCAUUAUCGAUAAAGCUUAAAUCAGCUUCUGAUUUAGACACAGUAGAGUGGACCAACUAUGGUUCAAAUAUGUAACGCCCGCCAGUUGAUCGUGGUGAUCGUUACAUUGAUAGGCAUGACGAUCCCUGUUAAUAAUCUCUUUCGGUUUAAAAGCGCUUAAAGAAGUUCAUUAUCUGACUUUUAGAUGCUGCAGACGAAUUUAACUGUCAAAAACGGCAAUUUCGUGGAACUUUAAACCUCUACAAUCGUGACAUCCAACACGGCCGUUAAUUAUGCAAAUACGCACCAUGUCAAAUUACAAUCUCUUGUCGUCUGCAAUCCCAAAAGAUACCCACAAGUCUGAGCCUAUAAACGAAUAAAAUAGGUUAAAACUUUACUUUUAUGUGUUUUUUAUCCUUGAUUUAGGCCGCAACUUUUGAGAUUUUUUUUCCCUCAAACCUUCCUUACUCUCAGGGAUUGAAUUAAGCCAGCAGAAUAGGUAGUCUUUGAACUACUGUACCUCGUAACUUAUUUUGUCAAAGAUGUUUACAUUUAGCCUGUGAACUAUUUGAGGUCAGCUGUAUUUAACAGAUUUUUUUUGUGCAGGCAUUCGUUUGUUUGCAGCGCGCCACUCAAACUACACCAAUUUGGUCUUUCGAUUAUCCUCUGAGAGGCCGAGAAGGACUCAAUUUGUUUUUUGGCUUGUAGCAGCGGUAAGUAAAAGAAUUUGAAAACAAAAAUAGCGAUUUUAGAACAUACCUACCAAAGUCUCUUCACCAUCGAAAAAUGAAGGAAAAGUAUAUUUGGUCGCGAAGUCGAGUGGACCGCUUUUAGGGAGACUGCCUCUCAAGCUUCAAACUGGGGGACAUUAACCGCAUGUUGAAAAUCGACUUUAUUACAAACUGAGAUAACGUUUACCCGAGCAAACAUGUAACACGUCAAUAGUAACAUUAUUAAUCCAAGUAGGGAUGAAUACAAAAAACCUACGCAAUUAAUUAAAAGAAAAGCAUUAAUUGACAUAAGUGCAGCAAUCACAUAAAAAUAAGUUAUGUUGUCCAUAUAAAUGCUGAUCAGGUCAAAUAUAAAACGUAUGUGCAAGAGCAAAUGAAUGAUUCUUUCCUUCUCCUCGUCAUAAUUGUAAAGAACAGUUACCGAUCCUGCGACUGAACGCUUUCGGGGAAACGAUGAAUCUCCAUCAGUCGCGGCUGAAACCUGCUCCUUUGAAGAAGGGGGGAUUGUCAGUUUCGCAGUUGGGGGUUAACUCGCUUCUGGAACCUGUGCUCAGGUGACCUGCAGAAUUCCUAAAAAGGUUUCCACUAGGUCCUGUGUUUGGUUGACAAGCACUACUUGCUAUGGCGGUUGCCGAGGAAAUAAGACAUGCUGUAGAAUUGCGUGUUUCCCUUGCAGCUCUAACCCUUUGUAUCAGUUGUGUUGCUUGGAAGUUAGAAGCCAUUAACAACUUUCGUCGGUGUCAUGUUCGUUCAAUUUUAAAAGUGGUGGGAAGAAUAAGUGUAACACAAUUGACCAGUAUUUGCCAAGUUUGCAGCUGAUGAACAAAGAAAGAGAGAGGAAAGAAGAGAUCGAGAAAAGAGAAGAAAGGAAAAGGAUGAAGGAAUGCAACCCAGAAUGUAUGACUGUUCAUUUUUUGAGAGAGGUGCUAGAAAAAAUGGGCAAACCCUACAGCAAAAGCUGGAAAAAAACAGAAUCUUCUUUCAGAAAGUUAAGUGUUCGAAAACAUAUAGCAACUUUUCCGAUCUCUGUGAAUCGAAACGCCACUCAAAAACAGGAAAGUUUGAUUUCAAGGAAGGUGAUAGAAAAUUCGGAUGGCAAGGCCAACAUGCAGUCCCUCUGACGGUAACCACAAUGCAACAAUAUCCCUGAGGCAAGUCCCAGUUUCAACCCGUUGAGGCGCAAAAAGUUUUUCCACUUUUUGGUAAAAAUCAUUUCUGGAGGAUUCCAUCCAACGUGCUAAUCGUGAAAUGGCUGGACGGUAUACUUUGCCCUCCUGUAAGGACAGAAAUUCUGCAAUGUGAUACAAUUAACCCUUACACUUCACGUAAUUUGGACGGAUACAAUAAUCAAUUGCCGUGGCACAUUACUAAAGCCUUUUCUUGACUAACUGGACAUGAUUGAGGUGUUGGUGCACUAGCUGAUGCCGGUGUUGAUGGAAAGGCACUCUGUCUCGUCUUAGAGAAAAAUUCAGUCAUUUGGCGCCGUCCUGAAAUAAAAAACAGAAACCACUUUGUUACAGGAACCAACUUCGUAAGACGUUGUAGCUGAAUCCUGGUUAGCCCACGCAAAUGCUUAGAACUAGCAGUUAUCGCACAUACCCAAUUCUCAGUUAACUACUUUUUUUUGGGCGAAUUAACUUUUUCACUUUCCUACAGCGAAUAUUAUUCCGUCAUAACCCGAAUUUUCCUUCUUUCAGCAAGUCUAUCACUUUUGGGGGUUGGCCCUAAUAAAAUCAAGGUAUAAAUUUACAUGAACUCUACCACUAGUACAAUUUAUUAGUAACUGAAAAUAUAAGUCGUAUAGCCAUCAAUAUAACACCAGCCUAAUAGAUACCGACGCACCAGUCAUGAUCUCGUACUGAUCUUUCCGACAUGGUCAUGCAUGGUCACCUUUCUUGGCACUGUCACUCUCUCAUCGGAAUCGGUCUUGUGGUUAUCUGGUUGCUGUAUGUCCUGUUUUUAAUCCUUGCAAUCCACAGAUUGCAAAAGACGACGAGAAACAUUAUCAAUGCCAAAAUAUAGUCUUGUGCACAUAGUAAUAUAAGCUAAUGUGCCACCUGGUAAUCAGCAGGACAGAAAAAUGUCAGAAAACAGCAUUUCUGUUUGCAAAACUUUGUUGCUUUCAUUAACAUUAAUAUAAUAUCACUUAACUGUUAACUUUUCGUUUGUCAGUUAAGUACUAAUUUUUUGGCCUAUCAUCAGUUAACUGUUAACCCUAUUUGCACCCUCUUUAUUCGCUUACACGUGUGUUCAGGUCAAUUCCUCUACUUUUAUUCGAUGAUUUCCUUACUUUCGCCUGAAAGUGUCUGAUCAUCCGAAGGUGAGAAGUUUUUUUUUCAACUUUAUUUUGAAUUAUGCAAAUUCACAGCUCAAAUUCAAGAUACAGGCGUCGAGAUUUUGAAGAAUAACAUCUUCAUUUUCUAGAUUACAGUUGAAAUACUGGCCCAAAUUUGAUCAAUUGACUCAUUGUUAUACACUGUUUACUGUUCCACAUGUAGGCGACACUGGUAAAAACGAGGGAAAGCAGGAAGAAGUUGAAGUCACCCCAGUGUCAAUCGCACAUGAUGUAAGAAAAUGGCUGAGCGAUAACACGGUUUCGGUUGCCGUUUUUGCAAAGGAAGUCAUCAACCUAUCUCAAGGUACUCUGUCCUCGCUUCUCAAUGAGCCACCAGAGGCAUUUCCUUCAGGCGCUGGACGCGAGCCGUGGCAAAAAAUGAAGACAUUUCUGACGAGCCCUCAAGAGCGGCAAAAGCUAUCAGAUAUAAAAAUCAUGAAAGAUAAUAUAAUUUUUUUUACUGAGUUUUCAUUGCAUUUAAAGUAGAUCAUUUACUUAUUUAUUAUUAUCACUAUUUUUGUCUUUUCGGAAAGACUAUGUGACAAAACACUGGAUAAAAGCGGCAAUGUGGUCGCAGUUUCCUCACGGUGGUGAGGAACUUUCUUUUUUUCUUAUUCUACUUUGGUAGGGCAAAAGAAACCAAAUGAUGAUGCCGGCACCAGCCACUCUGAAACUUCUAAAAAACGGAAGGUUUUCCACAAAGUGGAAACUUCGUGCAUAGCUGUGCAUUGUGCGGUUUCGAAGGACUCGAACGGCCUGCCGUCUGCCAGCAUGACAGAACGGCUGGCAGAGUCGAUGGACUUGACAAAGAGACAGGUAAUAAAAAUGAUAAAGUUCUCACCUUUCGGUCUUGACAUUUUUAUGUUGUUUUCCUCGUCUAGUAUCCAUCCUGCUUUUAUUUGGUGGGUCUUUUCACCAGUGUGAGUAACCAAACGGCUUGAAAAUAAUUUUUGAAUUUUAACGUCGCUUGACAAGCCUCACACUUAGGGCUACUUUCAAAUUAUUUGCGAUGAAAUCGCCGAGUAUCCCAAGGAGUUUAGUUGUUCUUGAAUGGCAGUGAUACUCGUGUGAGGUGCGCAGUAUGUGGGAGAAAAGCUAAACAAUAAAGUGACCAGAAGGUGAAGUAACACAGUAAUCAACGUCAUUGCAAACGGAUGAAAUCGCCUAGCUUUCUAUUUACUUGACUGAGUUAGCACGCGGCCUGCACUGUACACGCUAGCAGCGGCUCUGUGUCAACGCCGAUUGUUUGUUAUGCUCUCCCGUGUGGCUCGAGGUCAUCUUUUUAAAAAAGAGGUGUGACAUUUUGCAGGAAAGUGUAAAAAGAAAACAGUUCUUGACUAGUGCUACUACUACUACUACUACUACUACGGUUCUUUACAUUUUUAUUUACUCCACAGGUUACCAUUUGGUUUUAGAACCAUCGCAGGCUGGCAAAAGAGGGAAAAUAUGUACCGGGACAGGACAGUCAGACAGCUGAAUCACAGUGAAUAA
Molecule: messenger RNA, 13378 nt
Organism: Porites lobata
Lineage: Eukaryota; Metazoa; Cnidaria; Anthozoa; Scleractinia; Poritidae
Source: the annotation of a GenBank genome assembly